This is a messenger RNA of Clunio marinus, 2091 nucleotides long. Lineage: Eukaryota; Metazoa; Arthropoda; Insecta; Diptera; Chironomidae. The record is from the annotation of a GenBank genome assembly.
AUGAUUAAAUGUUCUAAAAUAAAAUAUGAUGCGAUUAUUUUCUCUGAAGUCAAAUUGAAGAAAGGAUUUCCUAUUCAUCUUUACAUUAUUCCAGAAUAUAAGAGAUAUGCGAAUCUUCGUUCAGAAGAAGGAGGUGGGGGAGUUAUUGUUUUUAUAAAGAAUGACAUCGUAGUUGAAGAACAAACGUCGCUAACUUCAGGAUUCGAAAAGCUUAAACUUAUGAUUUUUAAUGACAACAGAAAACUCAAAUUAUUAGCAUAUUAUAGACCGCCUAUUCAGACAAAUUUGAACCAAUUUUUGAGUGAUUUGGAAAAUGAAAUCUCAUCAAGCAAUUCGAAAACUAUUAUCGUAGGUGACAUCAACAUCAACACUUAUUCGCUGAGCUUAAGGGAGCUAAGUCAUGACAUGAUUACUCGUCAAUAUAACGAAAUGAUCACAAGUUAUGGUUUUAAAGUUAUAAACAACAUCCCAACAAGGCUUGCAAGUGGCAAAACCAUUGAUCAUUUUAUCACAAAUCUCCACAAUGAUCAUACAAUUUCUAACGUUACUCUGAGGGUAGACGACGCCAUCUCAGACCAUUGUGCACUUAUAACUUCCGUUAACUAUCCACAAGCAACAAAACAAAUUACUUCAAGGAUCAUAAGGAACAAAGUUGACUUGGACUUGUUAAUGGAUAACUUCGAAGAUAUUUCAUCAGUAUGUGACGACUUCAAAAAUACAGACGAAAUUGUGGAAAAAAUUACGGAAGAAAUUAAAAGAGCAGUGCGCUUAUCAUCAAGAACAUUAAGUUUUAAAAUAAAGAAAUCUGAGAACAUCAAAGAUUGGGCUUCAGAAGGUCUUUUAAGUAUGAUUAAAGAAAAAGACAAAUUGCUGAUGAAGAGAAGAAAGAAUCAUAUGAGUAAAGAUAUUCAAGAAAAAUUGGAAGUGAUGAGUGGGAAGCUGAAAAAGAAGAUGAAAGAUGAUUUUAAUAAUUUCAUGCAACAAAUGGUCAAAGUUCCAGAUCCAAAAAAGCUGUGGCGAAAUCUCAAUGUUUUACUUGGAAGAACGAGCGAGAAUACUAUUGAGGUAAUCGAAGAAGCUGGCAAGAAACUCAAGAACAAGAAAGAAAUUGCUAAUACUUUUAAUAAUUAUUUUGUGAGUUGUGCAUCGAAACUGGCAGAUUCGUUGGAAGACGAUAAUCAAGACCAAGACGUAGAGAAACUUGUGGAAAAAUCUAUUGUUUUCACCACACCAACCAGCAAAGAAAUCGAGAUUAUUAUCAGUCGACUAAAAUCAAAUUCUGCCGCCGGAUACGAUGAAAUAUCAGCGAAACGAAAGAUGAUUUUGAAUAAUGACAAAACAAAAUGCGUUAUGUUUAGAGGAAGCAGAAGCAGAAUGCAAUUGCCAGCAAUGAUUGAAAUUGGACGAGGAAUAAGCAUCGCAAGAAUAUCGACGUUUAAAUAUUUGGGACUCCAAUUAAAUGAAUUUCUCAAAUGGAGCGAACAUAUCAAAGUCAUUGAACGCAAAAUAGCAUCUUCAAAUGCAAUACUGUGGAAAUUGAGAUAUUCUUUGCCAACAGAAACGAAAAAACUUAUCUACGAUACACUUAUUCAGUCCUACAUCAGUUAUAUGAUACAAGUCUGGGGCUUUGCUAACUACAAAGAGCUUUCAAACUUGCAGAUAAUGCAGAACAAAGCGCUUUGUAACACGUACAAUUUACCCAAUCGCACAAAUCGAGUAGAAAUGUACACGCAUCUAGUGGAGUCGCACUUGCCAAUAAGAGGUAUAGCAGUCUUGAACACAUCUUGUCAUGUCUACAAGUCACUCAACAAUCAAACACACACAAACAUUAUUCACACAGAAGCAGGAGCCACAAGAAGUAACAUGACAUUGCGUAACAAUUCAUCACUUCGACCAGUGAAGAUUCGAACAGAGAUGCGAGAAAAAUCUAUUGAAUUCAUUGGACCAUCAAUUUUUAAUGAAAUUCCUGAUGAAAUCAAAAGAAGCAAACAUCAAUAUGAGUUUAAAUGGUGCAUGCGUUGUUACUUGCGCAAUGAAAACUUCAUCGGCUCAUGCUUUGACUCAAGUUUCUUUAAAUUCCAGCUCAGAUAA